UGGGAGGAUCAUUCCAGUUCGAGGGCAGGGGCCAGUUGGGCGUUAGGACCAGAAAGGAGGCAGAAUUUGGGGCCCCAAACCAGACCAUUCUGGUCCACCCCCAAGGGAAGCCUCCGUUCCCUCCCCUGCGCGCGUUCCUGGGAUACGCGCCCCGAAGUGGCUCUCCUGCGUUGGUUCCUGUAACCGGCGAGUGGGGAGUCCCGUCAGCCCCAUUCCCGAGCCCAGCCCGCUGCAGAUCUUCGGGGGACACUUCGGAAAGACCAGGACUGCUGGUCUGGAGCUUAGAGCUGGGGCGUGCAUCAUGGCCCCACACUGGGCUGGCUGGCUGCUGGCAGCAGGGCUGUGGGGCCUGGGCAUCGGGGCUGAGGUGUGGUGGAAUCUCGUGCCCAGGAAGACAGUAUCUUCUGGGGAUCUGGCCACCGUGGUACGGCGGUUCUCCCAGACGGGCAUCCAGGACUUUCUGACACUGACCCUGACUGAGCGGUCCGGGCUUCUGUACGUGGGGGCCCGCGAGGCCCUGUUUGCCUUCAGCGUGGAGGCUCUGGAGCUGCAAGGAGUGAUCUCCUGGGAGGCACCAGUUGAGAAGAAGAUCGAGUGUACCCAGAAAGGGAAGAGCAACCAGACGGAGUGCUUCAACUUCAUCCGCUUCCUGCAGCCCUACAACGCCUCCCACCUGUACGUCUGUGGUACCUACGCCUUCCAGCCCAAGUGCGCCUACAUCGACAUGCUCACCUUCACCUUGGAGCGUGGAGAGUUUGAUGACGGGAAGGGGAAGUGUCCCUAUGACCCAGCAAAGGGCCACACUGGCCUCCUUGUGGACGGUGAGCUGUACUCGGCCACCCUCAACAACUUCCUGGGCACUGAGCCUGUCAUCCUGCGGAACAUGGGGCCCCACCACCCCAUGAAGACGGAGUACCUGGCCUUUUGGCUGAACGAGCCCCACUUCGUCGCCUCGGCCUACGUCCCUGAGAGCGUGGGGAGCUUCACCGGGGACGACGACAAGGUCUACUUCUUCUUCAGCGAGCGGGCCGUGGAGUACGACUGCUAUGCCGAGCAGGUGGUGGCCCGAGUUGCCCGUGUCUGCAAGGGCGACAUGGGGGGCGCACGCACACUGCAGAAGAAGUGGACCACGUUCCUGAAGGCGCGGCUGGCGUGCUCCGCGCCCGGCUGGCAGCUCUACUUCAACCAGCUGCGGGCAGUGCACACCCUGCAGGGCGCCUCCUGGCACAACACGACCUUCUUUGGGGUUUUUCGAGCGCGAUGGGGUGAUGUGGACCUGUCUGCAGUCUGUGAGUACCAGUUGGAAGAGAUCCAGCGGGUGUUUGAGGGUCCCUACAAGGAGUACCGCGAGCAAGCACAGAAGUGGGGUCGCUACACUGACCCAGUGCCCAGCCCCCGGCCUGGCUCGUGCAUCAACAACUGGCACCGUCGCCAUGGCUACACCAGUUCUCUAGAGCUGCCGGACAACACCCUCAACUUCAUCAAGAAGCACCCGCUGAUGGAGGAGCAGGUGGAGCCUCGCUGGGGCCGGCCCCUGCUCGUGAAGAAGAACACCAACUUCACCCACCUGGUGGCUGACCGCGUAACAGGGCUUGACGGAGCCACCUAUACAGUGCUGUUCAUUGGCACAGGAGAUGGCUGGCUGCUCAAGGCGGUGAACCUGGGGCCCUGGGUCCACCUGAUCGAGGAGCUGCAAGUGUUUGACCAGGAGCCGGUGGAAAGCCUGGUGCUGUCGCCCAGCAAGAAGCUGCUUUUUGCCGGCUCCCGCUCUCAGCUGGUCCAGCUGCCCCUGGCAGACUGUGUGAAGUACCGGUUCUGUGCAGACUGUGUCCUCGCCCGGGACCCCUACUGUGCCUGGAGUGUCAACGCCAGCCGCUGUGUGUCUGUGGCCAGCCACGCUGGAUCUCUGCUGGUUCAGCACGUGAUGAUCUCCGACACCUCCGGCUUUUGUGAUUUUCGGGGCAGUAAGAAAGUCAGGCCCACGCCCAAGAACAUCACAGUGGUAGCGGGCACGGACCUGGUGCUGCCCUGUCGCCUCUCCUCCAACCUGGCCCACGCCCACUGGACCUUUGGGGGCCGGGACCUACCUGCAGAGCAGCCCGGCUCCUUCCUCUAUGAUGCCCGUCUCCAGGCCCUGGUGGUGAUGGCCGCGCAGCCCCGCCACGCGGGGGCCUACCACUGCUUUUCGGAGGAGCAAGGGGCACGGCUGGCUGCUGAAGGCUACCUUGUGGCUGUGGUGGCAGGCCCGUCAGUGACCCUGGAGGCCCGAGCCCCCUUGGAAAACCUGGGGCUGGUGUGGCUGGCUGUGGUGGCCCUGGGGGCCGUGUGCCUGGUGCUGUUGCUUCUGGUUUUGUCCCUCCGCCGGCGGCUGCGGGAAGAGCUGGAAAAGGGCGCCAAGGCAGCAGAGAGGACCCUGGUGUACCCCCUGGAGCUGCCCAAGGAACCCACCAGUCCCCCUUUCCGGCCCGGCCCCGAGACAGAUGAGAAACUUUGGGAUCCCGUUGGCUACUACUACUCAGAUGGCUCCCUCAAGAUUGUGCCUGGACACGCCCGGUGCCAGCCUGGAGGGGGGCCCCCGUCCCCUCCUCCAGGCAUCCCAGGCCAGCCCCUGCCUUCACCAACGAGGCUCCACCUGGGGGGCGGGCGGAACUCAAACGCCAACGGUUACGUGCGCUUGCAGUUAGGAGGGGAGGACCGGGGAGGCCACCCGCUGCCCGAGCUGGCCGACGAACUGCGGCGCAAACUGCAGCAGCGCCAGCCGCUGCCCGACUCCAACCCCGAGGAGUCCUCGGUAUGAGGGGAGCUGCCCGCCGCAUCAGCGGGCGCGGGAGGCGCAACUCCUACUUUUGCACAGGCACCAGCUACCUCAGGGACAUGGCAUGGGCACCUGCUCUGCCUGGGACAGGCGCUGCCCAGCACCGCCUGGCCAUGCGGACCUGCUCAGCAUGGGCACUGCCACUUGGUGUGGCUCACCAGGGCACCAGCCGCACAGGAGGCUCCUCCUCCUCUGUGAAUCUCGGACUCGUGGGACCCCGGCAGCCACAGCGUUUCGAGGCAAAGUUUCAAGUUGUGCGUGUGUUUGUGCAUGUGUGUACCUGCGUGCCUGGUGUGUGUCUGUGUGUGUGCGCGCGUGCGUGUGUGUGUGGCGAGCCUUCCUGUUUCUGUCGUCUUCCCUCAGCCUGGGGUCCUCCUGGUGAGUCUUUGGAGCUAUGAAGGGGAAGGGGUCGAAUCACUUUGCCUCUCCUACCCCCACCUGCCCCGAGUGUGGGGCAGCGAUGUACAUAUUGGGGUGGGGUGGGCAGGGUGCUGUACCCCUUGCGGGGGAGUGCAGGGCUCAGGGGUGGGCCUAGUCCUGC
Messenger RNA from Sciurus carolinensis (gray squirrel), 3356 nucleotides. RefSeq names its product semaphorin 4C (gene Sema4c). The record is from RefSeq and is a predicted model, not a curated record. Gene Ontology annotation, biological process: semaphorin-plexin signaling pathway; negative regulation of axon extension involved in axon guidance; neural crest cell migration. The coding region runs from base 302 to 2797 and encodes 831 amino acids. The transcript is spliced from 15 exons. NCBI's taxonomy places the organism in Eukaryota, Metazoa, Chordata, Mammalia, Rodentia, Sciuridae. Gene Ontology annotation, molecular function: chemorepellent activity; semaphorin receptor binding.